GAAGAUUUCCAUUAUGAGUAUACUGAAUGUGACAGUCAUGGUGGAAGAUGGCGUGUAUCUGUACCAGAACCAGGAAAAUGUAUUGAUGGAGCACCCAAUGCACCUGUUAGAGGAAAGGACUGCUCAUUCACAUGUAAAGAAGGGGAGUACCUUGACUUAGAAAAACAGGAGUGUGAAAAAUGUCCUGCUGGAACUUAUUCUUUAGGUGGAGGACUACGUUUUGAUGAUUGGGAGAAAUUACCAUCUGGAUUCACCAUAACAACAGAGGGAUUUCAAGGCAAAUUUUUAUGGCAUAAUCAAGGUGAAGAUGUCAAUUGUUCAAAGUCAACUUGGCAGCCACGUGGAAGUUAUAUUGCUGCUCUACCAGGAGACUGUACAACUAUUCUGGUUUUCUCUACCAAGUUAGUGAAGGCUGGUGCUGUCCAGUUUGAAUAUCAAUAUACAGAUCCUGAUAUCAUCUUCCAUUUUAUGGUUCAGAAUGAUCAAUGUCAAGCAGCAGGAGAUGAUGAUGCUAGUCAAUGGCCUAAAGUUACCGAGGAAGGACAAUGGAGAAAACAAAGUGUUAAUUUGAAAUCUGGUAUGAAUGUUAUUCAAUGGAGGACUAUUGGUGUAUUGAGUGAUUUAUCACCUUCCAAACAAAUUCCUAUACUCAUUAGAAAUAUUGAAAUAUCAGGGGUAGCCUAUACAUCAGAAUGUACCAAAUGUAGAAAUGGAACCUACAGUAGUGGUGGUAAUAAUUUCUGUGCUGAUUGUCCUAAAAAUACAUUUUCUCAUCGUGGAGAAGGAACUUGUCAACCUUGUGAUACAGCUAUUCAAUAUUCCUUACCUGGAGCAACUAAAUGUUUAAUUCGACCAGCCUGUAAAGAAUCAGAUUAUUUUGAACAUCAAACUCCCUGUGAAAAUAAAAAGACAUUUAAAACCUAUACCUGGAUCAAACCUGAGAAUUGUAAUCCAGGACUAGUAGGAUCAGUGAAACUUCCACAGAGUGAUAAACCUACAGACUGUCCACCAUGUAACCCGGGCAUGCAUCUUGUAGAAGAUAAGUGUGAAUUUUGUCCAGUCAAUAUGCAUUCUGAUGGUAAAGAACCAUGUACACUAUGUCCUGCUUCUACAUCUCCUGUAUAUAGUAUUGAUUAUCGCUGGUGGAAUACCAUGCCUCCUAAUAUAACUUCUACAUGUUUAUCUAUGACAGAUGAAAAUUGUUCUGAACAAGUUGGCUGGUUAACUAAUGGAGAUCAUCUACAAACUAAUUUUGGUCAUGAUGAGAAUAUAUUUAUUAUAUUGACUCUAAAUAUUGAUGGAUUACGAGGAUCAACUGGUAGUGUUGAUGGGAAAGCCAAGGUUCUGGGUCAGAUAUCCUUCAUGUUUGAUCUAGAUUGUGAAGUUGGACAAUGUGAACUAGUAUUUUUGUCGAAUGAAUCUGGUAGAAAUUCUAUUGUUUCAAGUUGGCAAGGUACCACCAAUAAACAACCCUAUGUACAUAAAAUAAGAACCAAUAAAGCUGUAUCAUUUACGUGGGCGUUUCAACCAGCUGACUGGGACACUAUGGACCCUGAUAAUAUUGAUAUAUCUGAGUAUCUUAACAAUAAAGCUAGAAUAUACUCUAUACAAGUUACUAAUACAUUAUCUGGGGGUGCUGUAGCUUGUAAAGCCUGUCCACGAGGCACACAGAAAGAUGGUUGUAUUCCAUGUCCAGAUGGAAACUAUAUUGAUCCUAAAACUACUAAAUGUACACCAUGUCCAUCAGGAACAGUAAUGGCUAGUGGUGAUCCUUGGGGUAAACAAGCCUGUGAGAAAUGUGGUGUAGGAUUGAAACCUGUUCAUGGACAUCAUUGUGCUUCAGACUGUAAGAUUACAGAUAGUAAUGGCAAAACAUUUGAUUUCUCAAAGCUAAAUGGUCUACAGUAUGUAACAGGAACGAGACUUUUCACCUCUAGUGGUACCACCUACUUUCAUGGCUUCAAUAUCAGUUUGUGUGAUAAUAAAGUUCUACCAAGCUGUGUGAAUAAUGUAACAUCACUAGAUGAAGAGAUGUUUAAUGAACCUAGUACAGUAUCUGGUAUGAUCUGUAGAUCAACUAUGGUACCAUCUAAAGAUAAAAAGACACCUAAUUCUAUUGUUUCCACUCAGCCAGUCAGUAUUGGUGACCAUCUAGUUCAGAUUGUAUCAAAUUCUAGUUUAAAGUCACAAUAUAUAAAAGAAGGAUUUAACAGUGAGAAAAUAAAUGAUGAUAUUCACUUUUAUUUUAAAUCUGAGAGUGCUACAGCUGCUUGUCCUAAUGGCAGGGAAACCAUCAUUACUCUCAGCUGUGAUGUCAAUGAAAAAGGUCAAGGUCAAUUGGAAUUACCACCAAAAUGUUCUGAUGGAACCUGUGAUGGUUGUAAUUUCCACUUUAUGUGGUACAGUCAACAUGCUUGUCCUCUAUGUCAAGAGAAGGAUUAUGAGGUGGUCAAUGGAGAAUGUAAAAAUGGUGAACAGACCAUACAUUAUUACCCUCCAAAAAACUGUUUGAUACCUUUUGUAUCCAAACCAAGAAAAAUGGUUCAGAAAUGUUCUACAUUGCCAUUAGUAGUACAGAUAUCAAUCCCAGUAGCUGUAGGUGUAGGACUAUUAUUAUUAGUAUUACUAGUCUAUUGCUGGAAGAGAAAUAAAAAAUUAGAGUACCGCUAUAUGAAGCUGGUAGAAACAGCUGGUGGUAAAGAUGGAGAACUACCAGCAGCUGAAUCAUGUGGUCUAGAUGAGGGUGAGGAUGAAGAUACAGUACAU
Messenger RNA from Lottia gigantea (owl limpet), 2766 nucleotides. RefSeq lists its product as hypothetical. The record is from RefSeq and is a predicted model, not a curated record. NCBI's taxonomy places the organism in Eukaryota, Metazoa, Mollusca, Gastropoda, Lottiidae. The transcript is spliced from 19 exons. The annotation marks the transcript as partial.